GAUAGGAUCAUGCCGGAUGAGAAUACUGCCCACAAAGUUCACCCGGCGCCAGAAUGGCUCACCACGGAUUAUGUGCAGGAAAAGCUGCGUACUUACUUCAAAAAUAGUUCGCUUAAAUUGGACAAACUGGACACAAAGCCAGCUGUGGCCAAUGGAGGAAACUACGGCAGUGUGAUGACCCGCAUCAAUGUGGAGUACACCACGCAGGAAGUUAAGGGAAAGCAGACCACUACAUUCCUGGUUAAGACCACAUUUGCGGACAAGGAUCCCGCCGGCGAUGUGCUCAUCCACUAUGGAGUCUACACCAGGGAGAUGGAUAUAUACGAUCAGAUCCUUCCCCAGUUGGCGCAGAUGGUAAGGCAAGAGCUCAAGGAUCCCAGGAAGCUGUUUGCGGCCACCAUGAAUGUGGAUCGCCAGCGGGACUCGAUCAUCUUCGAAGACAUGUCGCUGGAACACUACAAAGUGGCCUGUCGCCGGAAGAAACUGGACCUGGAGCACACUCAUCUGGUGCUGGAGAAACUGGCCAAGUUCCAUGCAGCUGGAGCAGUUUUAUCCGAGCGUCAACCUGGCAUCUUUGCCAAGAACUACGAUCGUGGUUUCUUCAACAAACAUACUCGUGCCUAUGGACCAAUUAUGACCAAUCUUCUGGAGGCCCUCUCCCGUUCCCUCACCUCGGAUUUGAAUUUGGGUCCAAAAUACAAAGCCAAAAUCGACCGGCUUGUCGAACGUCUGAUGGAUUACGGCGAACGAUCGACUACGAACAAUCCGGGCGACUUUUUAACCCUAGCCCAUGGCGAUCUUUGGACCACCAACUUCAUGUUCCAGUACGAUGCAAAGGAUCACCCCAUCAAUGCCAUUUUUAUCGACUUUCAGUUCAGCGUUUGGAACUCGCCGGCCAUCGAUCUGCACUACUUCUUUGCCACCUCAUUGCAGGAUGAUCUCCGCUUCGGACAUCAGUCGGAAUUGGUCCAGUUUUAUUACUACAAGCUAGUGGAGGCCCUCAAGAAGCUGAAGUUUGCGGGAGCGAUCCCCAGCCUAUUUGAUUUCCACCUGCAGUUCCGCUCCAGAGGUUUCUAUGCUGUUUUCUGUUCACUGGUCUUUGAACCCGUGAUGCAAUACGAGGGCAAAGAGGAUGCUUCUAUUGAGCAGGUUUUGUCCAAUUCUGAAAGUGGAUUGCGGUUCAAAAACUCAGUCUAUGAGUCGGAAGCCGUUAAAAAGAAAUUGGCCGUCACUCUACCAUUUCUCGAUCAGUUCGGAUUGCUGGAUGACAUGUGAUACGAGUGCUUAUAGUUUAAAUAAAUAAAAGUUGUAGUUCUAGUUCGUA
Molecule: messenger RNA, 1324 nt
Organism: Drosophila elegans
Lineage: Eukaryota; Metazoa; Arthropoda; Insecta; Diptera; Drosophilidae
Exons: 2
Coding region: 10-1275 (421 amino acids)
Source: RefSeq, a predicted model, not a curated record